This is a messenger RNA of Lycium ferocissimum, 552 nucleotides long. RefSeq lists its product as uncharacterized. The transcript has 4 exons. Bases 1 to 552 code for a protein of 183 amino acids. The record is from RefSeq and is a predicted model, not a curated record. NCBI's taxonomy places the organism in Eukaryota, Viridiplantae, Streptophyta, Magnoliopsida, Solanales, Solanaceae.
AUGACGGUGGUACCUAAUGGUAAGAACCACUUGAUUCCAACUAGAACUGUUACCGCGUGGCGUGUUUGUAUGGGUUAUAGGAAGCUGAAUUCUGCAACUUGCAAAGACUAUUUCCCCAUGCCUUUUAUUGAUCAUAUGCUAGAUCGGCUGACGGGAAUUAUGAUGUCGUUUGGUCUGUGUAAUGCACCAGCUACGUUUCAGCCGUAUAUGGUGUCUAUUUUUUCGGAUAUGAUUGAGGACUUCUUGGAGGUCUUCAUGGAUGAUUUUUCAGUUAUGGUGCCAUUUAUGGUGAAGGAAGGGAUCAUCCUCGAUCACAAAAUCUCUGAGGAAGGGAUUGAGAUUGAUCAAGCUAAAAUAGAUGUCAUUGCCAAGCUUCCUCCACCCAUUUCUGUGAAAGGAGUUCGAAGUUUUUUGGGGGCAUGCCGAUUGGUCGCUACCAUUCAAGCUGAUGUGGGUGCGAAUGGUUUUACUGUUGGUGCUGUGCUUGGUCAAAGGCAUAAUAAGAUCAUGCACCCGAUUUACUAUGCCAGCAAAAUGCUCAAUGCGGCAUAG